AGGUAUGACCCUAACAGUGAGGAGAGAGAAGACAUGAAGCACUGACAGCAUAGUUCCUGACCAAUACAAGUGUCACUCAAGAUGGAGGAGGUUCUGAAAAAUGUAGUGGCUAUGGUGGAACAGCACAAAGAUGGGAUCCCCGUGAAAAAACUGACCCAAUACUACCAGCUGGCUUACCACAGCAAUCUGUGUCUAUCACCUCUGGGCUUCAACUCAACAGCUAGUCUAUUAGCCUGUCUGGAUAGGGAUCUGAUUGUUGAGGGGAAAAAGGUGUUUCACAAAACCCACUACCAUGCGAGGAGGGAUGGAUUUGCAGUUGGGGUAUACACUCCACCAACAGAGAACACGGAUAUCAAGAUGGUGUUGGAAAAUGUAGUGUCCCUAGUGAAGCAGCAAAAAGAUGGAAUCCUCAUUAAAAAAAUGGCCGUAAUUUACAACCGCACAUACCACAAGAAGCUGGUUUUAUUACCUUUGGGCUUUGACACCAUGGCAAGCCUUGUCGCCUCACUGCAUGGGCAUCUGGUUGUGGAAGGGGAGCUGGUGUUGCACAAGGACCAUGUGUUUGGAAGUCAGGGGGUAGCAGAAGCUGGACGUGGAUCUGGGACAUCAUCAGAAACUACAGAGGACAGUGAGAUGAUUGAGAUUGUGCUAGAAAAUGUAUUGGCUCUGAUCAAAGAGCAUCCACAUGGAAUUCCUCUGAAAACGUUGGAUAAAGUCUACCGUCAGAAAUAUGGCAGACGUAUAGCUUUAGCCCCCUUGGGCUUCAAAAAUAUUUCCGCCCUGGUAGUAUUUCUGAAAGGAGAGCUAGUUUUGAAAGAGCAACUGGUGUUUCAUAAGAUCCACCAGCCUCAAAGUCAACCGGAAAGUGGCAAUUCAACGAAUGCUACGAAGAACAGUAGGCCUGCAACUCCCCAGGAAACUGAAUCACUUAGUGGAGAUGCAGCCGCUACCCCGACUUUUACCAUGCCAAAGGUAGAUGUCAACCCUUACCAAGUGCGCCUCGCUCAAGCAGGAAUCAGCCCUGCGGCUCCUCCUUUGCAUUCCACUGCGUCUUUAUUCACAACCCACUGUCUUCCUGAUAACCUACUCUUUGCUGCAUCCAAGCCAGCUGAACAACUGACCCAACAGCAGCUGUACCAGAGAGUCUUAGAGGUGAUGAAGAACUACCAGCUGAGUGCUCCAACAAUCGACCAGCUCCAAACCUGCUAUUUUCGGCAGUUUGGUGAGGGGCUUCCUCGGGCACAGUACAUGUCCUUGUACGACAACUGGCAAGCCACGGACUCUAAGAAUCUGUUAUCACAAGAGCAAGUAACAGCAAGUCCCAACCCUGCCGUAUUGCCGACAACUGCAGGUAACCUUCCGAGAGAGCCUGAAAAAAAGCAGCAGCAACCAGCAGGUACACUUGACUUCCUCUCCGGGUCUGAAUUUCCAAAACUGGGGUCAGAAGUGAACUUGACCAAAGCCCAGAAGAGCAAAUUGAAAGAAGAGACACUGAGAGAGGACACUUUCCCUGUGUUCAAAGAAGCUUAUCGUGCGCAGCUCCGAGAGGUCCAUGGAGCUAAUAUGCGGGCAGUAGAGACCAUGGAGGGGGCUGGGGAGGCACUCACAAGGCGGAGUAGGAACAGGGUCAUGGAUCCGGAUACAGUCAACAGCCUGAUGGAGGGUGUGAUCCGAGACAUCGCUGCAGAGGGAGAGCUGGUCACCGAAGAGAAGGUGAUAUCCAAGGCAUGCGUGCUGAUGCAGAUUUCCUCUUUGAAGAACGUUAACAUCAGACCCGGGAAUGUUCCAGCUCUAAAAGACCUCCUGUACAUCAUUAGAGAAAUCAACAUGUUCAUAGAGUCCACUGAAGCUGUGACAUCCAUUUGUACCCUGUAUGAGCUGGGUCAGUCACUGGCUGCGCUGAAGGACAAGAAGUGCUUUGAAGAGCUGAACCUGGGACCUCUCUGCAAACAGCCACUCAUCCACCGCAUGUUUAAGAUUGACAGUAACACUAAGGAUGAUGAUAUACACCAGAUUAGGACAACAGACAUCUUGAAGCAACUUCGCUUAUUUCGGAAGCAGCAGAGCAAGAUAAGAGUAGACCUGGCUGAGUUUAUGAAGUAUUUGGCUGACCACUACAACUGUGAAUCUCCCUAUGAGCUUGGCAUUAGAAUACACAGCAUUGGGCUGCCCAUAUCGACCCUGAUCAAGGUCAGUCGUUCUGAGCAUGCCAACUUGGCACAAGCCAUGGAGGUCAUCCAAAAGGAGCUGGAGGAGGAGACUCAAGAGCAGCUGAGAAAGAAGAAGAGGAGCGUGUUGGAGCCAUUGCAAGGAGCAGGUUGCUUCACUUCCCCAGGCAACCUUGACCUCAGGAAAAAGUAUGCGUCCCUGACAGCAGCCGAGGUAGUGCUGGCCGUAUUCUCAAAUGCAGUGGGGGUCUUCAGUCCCAAGAUGACCAAGCACGUCCAGACCUUUCUGCUGCAGGUGUCAGGUGACCGUCUGGCAACGGCCCUGUUUCAGCUGGCCAUCUGUGGUGGCUCGCUUGCUGUCCCACACGACCUGGUGCCAAAAGACAAGGCGCCCCAGACCACUGAAAAAAAUACAAAAGGGGACAAACUCACCACAACCAUCCCCAGUGAAGCCAAAGUGAAGCAGUUUCUAAAAGACAGUCUGUCCUCUCAGAACUCAGCCGUAACUCUGGCUCACAUCGCCUCCCUGGAGAGGAAGUUGAUCAAAAACUUCAAGGUCAAAGAUUUCCUUUCUUUAGAGCAAGGCAACUUCUUGGAGUUUCUGGUUAAAAACAAUCAGUUGCUGCAGGACAUACUUGGCUCCACUUUGAUUGUGGGAAGUUCCAGUGUGGAACUUGUGGGCAGUGGUCUCCGACCCACCAAACAAGAUGUGUUUGAGUUCAUCCAACAGUGUGGCAACAUAACCUCUACUGACCCAGAUGAACUUUCCCAUAUUGAAUCAGCACUGAAGUCUCACUACAGUGUCCGGGACAGUCGUGACCUCGGCUAUGGAAGUCUGCAAACUCUGGUUGGACUGGUCAAACUCCAGAGAGGCCUGGCUGGAGGAGGAGUAAGCCAGGUCUUCUAUGAGUCUGCCCUCUUUGCCAAACAAGGCAAAUCAAUGAAUAGUGCUGAAGUUGGCUGUGAGGCAGUUGGGCUUCUUGGUGAAAUGUCCAAGACCCAGGCCAUGGCUAGCUUGCUCUCCUGCCCCCUGCUGGAGGAUUUAAGUGAGUGGAGCCAGUGGGAGCUGAUCUUUAAACCCCUUCAUGGCUCCCUCAAAGAUUUCAUUGAAAGAAAUGCAGCUAACACAGGCCUGGCAGCGUUGGAGGUCAGACCAGGUCUGCUUCUCAGGAUCACCACACACACAGGAGACAAGUACUUCUCCAGUUCCGCCAUGACACUUGACCCCACUGGCACAGCCGGCCAUCUGGUGUCCAUGGUGGUCGCUGAUGGGAUUGUCAAUGCUCCCACUGCCCUCCUGGCCAACUACAUGCAGAGCUCCCUUGCAGCAGCAUUGGCUAAAGAAGACAUGUCUCAGGAUGAAGAGAACGUGGCAUGUUACAGCAGAGUGGCCGAGUUCCUUUUGGCGUGUUUGAUGCGAAUCCCGACCAGAACCUGCCAGGCUCUUCUGCAGCAGGUCUUUUUGGAGCCUUUCUCCCGUGUCUUGGGCCAGGCCAAGUCUAAACAGGUCCUAAUCGCCGUGGCCCAGUCCGACCCAAGGCACAUGAACUGUCUGCAUCGUCUGGGCAUCCUCCUGGGGAUCACAGACUGGGCCAAAGACUACCAGAAGAAACUGAACCCACCACUGAGCCACAGCUACAACAUGCACACAGCACCUGUGGAACAGGCCAAGUCCAAUUUGAUAGACUCUGAGAGCAGCAGUCUGUCGGCACUGAACACGAGUGAAGAUGAUUAUUUUGAGGAUAACCCCGUGGACAGCAGCUUCGCCUCCUCCCAGCUCAACCAGAGCCUACAUCAAGUUAAUGGCGAGCAAGAUGUAGAGGUCGAGGAGGAUGAGGAUGAAGAGGAGCUGUUUGAGUUUGCCUCAGUCCCUAAUGGGAAGACAUCCGAUGUCAGUGCUGAAGCAGAAGGAGUCCAGGAUAAGGAAAACUCAGAAAUGACUGAUUCUAAUGAAAACGAUGCAGACGGUUGCCUAUCAGAGACCACGUUAUCUCCCCAAAGAACCAUCAUUGAAGACAUCAGGAAGAACGAGUUUGGUAUUGGUGUGGAAUUGGCCGCUGAAGGCAAGAAGCUCAUGCAGAUUCAGCAGGACAGGCUGGGCCGCAGCUUGGAACGCCUGUCCACGGAACUCUACAGCAAAGAUACACACUUUGUCCUGGAACUCAUUCAGAAUGCUGAUGACAACAGUUACCCAUCAGAUGCCGGCCUCAUUCCAUCCGUGGCCUUUGUGGUGGAAAAGAACUGCAUCACUGUCCUCAACAAUGAGAUCGGCUUCCAGGAGAAGAACAUCCGGGCCAUCUGUGAUGUGGGUCGCAGCACCAAGGGCAAACACAAAUACGGAUACAUUGGACAAAAGGGCAUCGGCUUCAAAUCAGUGUUUAAGAUCACAGACUGCCCGGAGAUUCACUCCAAUGGCUUCCACUUGUGCUUCGACAAGACUUGCGGCUUAUCCAUGGGAUACAUCCUCCCCCACUGGACUGAAGAUGAGAGGCCUCUGGAUCCAGCGCUGAGGAACGCAAACCAGAUCAGUUGGACCACCAAGAUCUGCCUUCCUCUGCGCUCCGAGAGCCAUCAGACCAGGAACCUGUUUCAUGAUGUGCACCCCUCCCUGCUGCUCUUCCUGCACCGCCUGCGCUCUAUCAGCAUAUACAAUCAGAGCGAGAACCGUAUCGUGACCAUGACUCGAAAAGAUCUGAGUCAUGACGUAGUAGAGGUGGAGCACACAGAGGGCACAGAGCGCUGGCUGGUGGUCAAAACUACGCUGCAGCCCAAGAAGAUCAAAGAGGACGUUGAGGCGACCGAACUUGCCCUGGCGUUCCAGCUUGGAAGUGACAACACAGGAGACGGCAUUGUGUGUCAGCCUCAGAAACAGCCUGUGUUUGCCUAUCUGCCGCUUCGCAGUUUCGGCUUCCGUUUCAUUGUCCAAGGUGACUUUGACAUCCCUUCCUCUCGUGAAGACGUGGACAGAGACAGCUUCUGGAACCAGUGGCUUCGAUCUGAGAUACCUCAACUUUUCCUACAGGCCAUGGACGUCUUCACUAAACACCCAGAGUUCAGAGGCCUGAAUGGCCUCUGCCAGUUCCUACAGUUCAUCCCCCUGCCUGAUGAAGUGAUGGACUUCUUCAAGCCUGUUGCUGGGCAGAUUAUCCAACUGCUCAAGGGAAAGGCCUUCCUGCCGACACUCAGCUCAGAGGGUAACGUUGUGUACAAGCUGCCGUCCCAAGUGGCCGUCUGUCGGGACGCCGUGAUCCGCGAGGUGAUUGGCGGAGACGAGCUUGAGAGACAUCUGUCUCUUUCCUAUCUCCAUAUGGGUUUGAGCCCAGCCCCACCCACUUCCCUGCUCACUCACCUGGGAGUGCGAAACCUGCGGGGAUCAGAUGUUACCACGGUAACCACAGCCAUGGCCAAGGAGCUGAUGAGGGAGGAAGGCAUCCAUUCAGACGGCGGUCUGCGACAGCUGGCCAAGCUGCUGGUUUGCAACUUCCGAGCUCUGGAGUAUGGCUACGGAGAGGCAGACGCCAUCUUGCAGAACCUGAGGGAUCUACCCAUAAUCCCCCUGGCUGAUGGAAGUGUGGUGGCAUUAAAUGGAGCGGGAGUUUUCUUUCCAAUGGAAGAAACCAAGACUAAGAAAAAGAAAUCUCCAGCUCAGCCAGGACCUCUGUCUGCACUAUACAAGGAUGUAAAGGUGGUGCAUCCCUCUCUGCUGAGCUGUGUGGAGCCCCUGGAGAGUCAGCAGGUUCGAGAGCUGCUGAAACGACUCGGAGUUCAUGAUCUGGAGCCCCAAGAGCUACUGGAGCAGCACAUCUACCCCACAAUACGGAACAACAAAUGGAAGUCAAAGCCAGAGGCAGUGGUGGUGAGCUACCUUGUUUUCAUCAAGCAGCACUCCGCCUCCAGCCACGAGCACUUGGAUGUUGCAGUUCCUGUCCUCACCAGCGGGGGGCUGCUGUGCCCAGGGCAGGACAAAGUGCACUUCUCUGAGGAGUACGGCAACAUCAAUCUGCCAAAGACACUGCCUGGCUAUGAUUGGGUCCUGCUGAGUCCCUGCUAUGUGGAGACUGACAACGAUGUGGAAGGAUGGAGGGAGCUGUUCAGCAGACUGGGAGUCAGAGAUGGUCUCAUCAUCCGUAAAGAGACACAAACACUCACUUCCAGAGAACUGGCCUCCAGCCCCUGGUCAGCUGAAAGUGAAAUGUGGCACCAGAGGCCUGGGGAGGACUUUGUGCUCGUUGACUACCCCUGCAAGGAGUUCCAUGCCCUGGCCACAGCCCAGAUGCCUGGCUCCCUCCUCCUGCAGCAGAGAGUGGCCUUGCUGAAGCUGUUGGCGACCAACUGGGACACCGGACACAAGUACUCUCAGUACCUCACAGCCCAGCUGGUUGACAGUGAUGGACGAACAAUCAAAAAUACCAAUUCCUCCUUCUAUUACUCCUUGUGUCGUCUUGAAUGGGUGCCAGCCCAUCGCCCGCUGGAAGGAGGAGAGCAAGAGAGAAAGUACCUCUGUCCCAGCUCAGUCUACCUGACCUCACCUGAGGUCAGCAAACUGCUGGGGACUCAUGUCUAUUAUCUGGACAUAGACGCCAGCGAGUUCACCAGAGCUCUAGGAAUGAGACAGAGUAUCACAGUGGAGGCUCUGAUAAACUACUUGAAGGAGUGGUGUGUCAAACCAGUGGCGGACGACCAGGAGCAGAGACCGCCUGAAGACGAGUCAGAGGGAGCCAGUUUCACAUCCACAGUUCAGCACAUCCAUAACGUGUACACCUAUCUGCAUACGAACUGUCCCCAGAGCAGCCUGAAGGAGCUGUUCCAGCAUACCCCUGCUGUGUUCAUCGAGUACAAAAGGCACAAUGAUGACUGGUGUUCAGGACGCUUCUACCACCUGAAGGAGGUGUGCUGGAGUGACACAACAACAAUGUUCCUGCGCUACAAACUGCUGACUCGCCAACCUGACAGCUGUGUUCAGGAGCCAAAAGUCCUGGCUCCGUUCUACCAUCCGCUGGAAGGCAUGGAAGACUUCUUCACCAGACUGCUGAAUGUGGAAUCCAGCCCCAAUAUGAAGCAGUAUGUCGGUUUGUUGGAACUGAUCUGUUCUUCAGCUCCCAUGCCAACUGCUGAAGUGCUACAGGAUGUGUCAGUGCUCUACGCCAGACUAGCUCAAAAGUGCAAAAUUCGAGUGUCUGGCGAACAGGAGCACAGCCCUCAGUUCGAGCUUAAUUCCAGCUACUGCUCCACUUUGAAGGGUAUGGUGUCUGAUAAGAGGGUCUUCCCCACCAAGGAUAACACCUGGGUGAGUCUGGCACGCAAACCUAUGAUUGCUGACAACAAAGAGCUGGAGAAGAUCUUUAAAACACACAAUGAGGUCUGCCUGCUCAACCUGCCACCAGCAGAGAAGAAGGCUGCUCCCAGGAACCAUACUGGGAACUUUGGAGAGCGAGUCAAGAGCGUGCCUACCUUCAACGAGCAGGACCGGUCUUUGUUCAUGGAGAUCUGCCGUGUCCGUCCCCUGUCCCUGUGCGUCAAGACUGAGCCUCAGACUGAGAGCCUGAGGCCAAGUCCAUCCAUGCAGACCAUGGUGCACUCCGUCAUGCCCUACAUCCAGAGGUUCCUCUACCACCACGAGGACCUAGGUGAUCUCUAUUCAGACCUGGUCGAAAAGAACAUCGGAGGGAAAAUCAAACGUCUAACCUUUUGUCAGGUGGGUAAGCUGUACAUCCGCUACCAGCUGGAUGUGGCCGGCAGCGAUGAACCUGAAGUGGAGAUGCAGGACGUCAUCUGUCUGCUGAAGGACGAGAAGGAGUUCUACAUCCAGAAGGAUCAUCUCUCAGCCAACCUGGACAUCUGCAGGGAGCUGGUGAAACUGUUCUGCACAGAGAGCAGCCACAGGAAAGAGCUGAUGCAUUUCCUGAGCGCCCUCAUAACCUCACUCGAUGACCCAAGAGCUCUGAAGAGACUGUUGGAUAAAGAGGACAUCAGAGAGCUGCCCAGUGACCAGGAGCAGUGGGAGGUCCCAGAACCUCCCAAACCAGAGAUUCAACUGGAGAGAGUCCUAUCAAGGAGUCACUCCAACAUCAGCUCUCUAGAGGAGCCACCACGGCAUGCACAACAGGACGGGGAAGACACACUAGUCUGCUGGCCUCCUCGAGCAUCCUUACAGAGUAGUGGAAGCAGUCGCACAGGUCAGACAGAUGGAGGCGUAGUAGAUGCCAUCAUGAAGAUGUGGCCCCCUCCUCCUGGCCCUAAAGACAGAGGCCCGGAGAGAGAAGGAGUGCUCAGAGAAGGAGGCCACGUCGUCCCCCAGAGUCCCAGCAGCGAGGGACACCAGCCACUCAGGAGCAGCUCCAGACCACCAGACCAGCCCGCGUUUCAGAGAGUCCUCGGCCAUCCAGACCAACCUUACCCGGCUGCCGGGACCACCAACAUCAGCACCGGGCCACGACCACCAGGAACAGAGCAUCGUCAGCAGACAGAGACGACUGAGUCUGACAGAGCUGAGAAUGGCGAGAGCAGCGCCGCAGCACAGCAGAGUCCUCCAUCUGCACAGCCCGCUGAGACAGCCGGCGACCACAACGCUCCAAACAGCCUGGUCGUCCCUGACGCUGUGGUGCUUCCGAGUGUGUUCCAGGGGACGGCAGACAUUCAUCGUCCUCCUCUGCACCUGGACUUCCCCCAGUGGAACAAAGGCCAGCCUCUGGAGGACAUGACGCUCACCUGCCAGAAACCGACCACGGUGGUUAUAUCAGACGAAGCCAUCGACAUGGCGGAGAUCGGUGAGUGGGGAGAGCAGCUGGUCAACUCCUUCCUGUGCCACUGGAAGGACAGCAGCGACCCCAGUUGCCCCACGGACAUCGUGUGGUGCAAUCAGAGCGGAGAGAGCGGCCAGCCCUACGACUUCAAACUGAGCUUCGGAGCCGCAGGAGAGGCGAGGGUGGUGUACGUGGAGGUGAAGUCCACGAUAAAGAAAGAGAAGUCGUUCAUCCACCUGUCCGCCAACGAGCUGGACUUUGCACUGAAAGAAAAAGAGCGCUACCACAUCUAUCGGGUUUACAGCGCAGGAGAUGCCUCCAACACUCGACUCUGUCGCAUUCGGAACCUUGCGCAGCAUCUUCACACCAAAGAUCUGGCACUUUAUCUGUUUGUAUAAGUUUCAGUUUCGGCACUAUAACACACACCAUAAAUUGUAAGUGAUAAGUUAAAUAUGCCUUUUAAACAUUACCAUAACUGCACUGACUUUAGUUUUUUUUAAGUGUGGCCACGAUGCAAGCUAUGGAUUCCUUUAUUAUGCUGCUCGUGAGCCAAAAUUUGCACAUUCCUUUUUCCUCUCUGUCCACAAUGAUGUUGUUAUGCCAGCAAACUGCACACGCGUUUGUGUUUUCUAGUCAGUGUUCAGUAGAAAUUCUGAGUGUUUUAACCGUCUUUUAUUACCUCACUUGUACUCUAGCAUUCCUUUGAAAUAAACAAUUUCUUGUUA
Molecule: messenger RNA, 9636 nt
Organism: Platichthys flesus (European flounder)
Lineage: Eukaryota; Metazoa; Chordata; Actinopteri; Pleuronectiformes; Pleuronectidae
Exons: 47
Coding region: 82-9309 (3075 amino acids)
Source: RefSeq, a predicted model, not a curated record